This is a messenger RNA of Loxodonta africana (African savanna elephant), 3040 nucleotides long. RefSeq names its product lymphatic vessel endothelial hyaluronan receptor 1 (gene LYVE1). The record is from RefSeq and is a predicted model, not a curated record. Bases 833 to 1768 code for a protein of 311 amino acids. Gene Ontology annotation, cellular component: plasma membrane. The transcript has 6 exons. Lineage: Eukaryota; Metazoa; Chordata; Mammalia; Proboscidea; Elephantidae. Gene Ontology annotation, molecular function: transmembrane signaling receptor activity; hyaluronic acid binding. Gene Ontology annotation, biological process: cell adhesion.
GGGCAGUACUAUUCUGUCCUAAGGGUCGCUAUGAGUUGGAAUCAAAUCGAUGGCAGCGGGUUUGGUUUGGUUUGAUUUUUGGUUUUUGCUAUUGUUAAAUCAAGAACCUUUCAUAAAGAGAACUAAUUGCUUCCCUGGUUGUGUUUUGUAAAUAUGAAUUUUUGUAUGUGUUUGGUUCUUUUAAGAAGGAAUCACCUGUAGUGGUGUAGAUAUUUCAAAUGUAUGAAAGAAGUCCUAAAUGAGGUGGAUUCAUGGAAAGGCAUGAAGGUUCUGUCCGCAGUACUUAAAUGGGCAUUCACUUUCAUGAGCUCAGAAUUAUGCCCCCACAGAUCACAAGGCUAUGCAGCUGGAAAAAAUCACUGAUUAUAUAAGAAAAAGAAACACAAUCCUUACUCAACCUCCUUUAGAGAAAGAGCCAUCACUAGGAACGUAUAAAUGAAGGGGCUCCAUAGAAAAUAAACGCUGAAUGGUGUGAGAACAGAGCUGGCAGGGGAGGAGGGCAGUGGCUGGGAAUAUGAGACCUGGGAAGACCUUCAGCAGUUCACACUGUGCUGCCUUCCUCAUUUGUGUGUUUUCUGAGUCAGCAUUAGCUAAAUUUUCCAGAGAGCCAUCCACAAAGUAUAGCCUGGCCAGGGGACAUCAUUCAUUUCCUCCAGUGACCUUGACAAGUCAGAAGCUUGAAAGCAGGGAAAUCGGAUGUCUCAGUUAUGAGGUGGAGCAGAGAGGGCCCCAACAUAUUUCUGGAAGUCUUCAUUAAUACUGGUGAUUGAGUGCCUCCCUCUGUUACUGUGGCCAUCUGAGGUGCUUCCCUGGCUCUGAAGGGGUUGACACAAUGUCUAAGGCCUUCAACCUGGUGUUGCUCCUUGCCUACAUCUGGACCACGAGGAUCCUGGUCCAAAGCUCUCUGCGAGUAGAAGAGGUUUCCAUCUUGGUGCCAUGCAGAAUUGUGGGAAUCACCCUUGUGGGCAAAAAGACAGCUGAGCAGCUGAAUUUCACAGACGCCAAGGAGGCAUGUAGGCUACUGGGCCUAACUCUGGCCAGCAAAGCCCAGGUUGAAACAGCACGGAAGUAUGGCUUUGAGACUUGCAGCUAUGGAUGGGUUGAAGAUGGGUCCUCAGUGGUCAUCCCUCGGAUUCUCCCAAACCCCAAAUGUGGGAAGAAUGGGAUUGGUGUCCUGGCUUGGAAGGUUUUAGAUCAUCAAAGGUUCAGGGCCUAUUGCUACAACUCAUCUGAUACUCGGAUUAACUCAUGCCUUCCAGAAAUUAUCACCACCAAAUAUCUCAUAUUCAACACUCAAACUUCAACAUAUACAACAGAAAUUAAUGUCAGUGACACUACAUACUCAAUAUCAUCCCCUUCCUCUGCCCCUGCUCUUACUACUGCUCCUACACCGGCUUCCACUUCUACUCCACGGAAACGAAAAUUAAUUUGCGUAACGGAAGUUUUUAUGGAAACUAGUGCCACAGCUACAGGAAGUGAUUCAUACAUUGGAAGUCAAGCAGCAUUCAAGAAUGAAGUUGCUGAGUUUGGAGGUGUUCCCACAGCUCUGCUGGUACUUGCUCUCCUCUUCUUUGCUGCUGCAGCUGGUCUUGCAGUCUGCUACGUGAAAAGGUAUGUGAAGGCCUUCCCUUUUACAAACAAGAGUAAGCAGAAGGAGAAAGGUGAUGAUAGCAACCCUACUGAGGAAUCAAAGGAAAUGGGUAAAAAGACAGAAGACUCCAAGAGUCCACCCAAAGCUACAGUGCGGUACCUGGAAGCUGAAGUUUAGAUGAGAGAGAAAUGAGAGGACAAACCUAAGGCUGGCUUGUUUCUUGCCUAAAUAUCCUGUCCCCAGCUGAGGAAACCAAGAGGGCCAAAGAACCAAAGAAGAAAGUCCACCCUUGGUUUCUAACUGGAAUCAGCUCAAGGCUGCCUUUAGACUAUGGAGUUCAUCAAAGGAAACUCUCUUCUUCUUACUAUAAUCCUUUCUGGAUCCUAUCUUCCUACCUCCAAAGCUUUCCACAGCCUUUCUAACCUGAUUAUGUCCUAAUAAAGUCCCAGUGGGAGAAAGAAAUUUUGCAAAGCCCAAGAAGCAAAAAUAGUUCAUCAGUACACAUUUGCAAAAAGGUCUCUACCCUCUACGCUGGCUGGGAAUAGAUGAGUUGGGAGCCAAAGAGCCACUGAGUCCAUCCACGCUUUCUCUACUGACUUCACAGCCCAGAUCCUUUCUUAGAUCAGAAAGAGAAACACUUACACCACUCUGGCAUGUCUUUCUGAGCUAGGCAAGAGCAAAAGGAAGGAAGGAAAGUUUAGCAAAUGAAGGCCAUGGAGAUUCAUGUGACUACAGGUAUAAUCUCUGUAAAGGCAAAAUAAAUAGAUAAAAAGAAUGAAGCCAAAGACACUGACAGUAUAUUUUCAGCAGGAACUACAAACACAGACAGGGUCAAAGCAUUCUUCUCCAAAUAAUUUGAGAAUCACUUUUUAUAACAUACGCACACUUUCUUUAAUCUCUCUCUAUUACUGCUGCUAUUUUCUCUAGAAGAAACAAUCUAUUUUUACAAGAAAAAAAAUACUCUCUUAAAAACUAAGAUUUAAAACUCAGAUAAAAAAAGCUGUAUUUUUAUCUGAGUAACAGAAAUUAUUACUGAGGAAAAUUACUAUGUUAAGAAAUAAUAAAAUUCAACAAACAUUUACAUCUACUAUAUAUCAGGCACUGUGCAAGGUGUUACACUCUGUAAUUGAAUGUUAUUUUUAAAAUUGCAUAUAGUAGAAUGUUAUCUGAAACUGAUUUUUUUACAUUUUUGAUAUACCUAUGUUAUCCACUUCCGAAACUGAUGUUAUUUUGCUAACACUAAUCUAUUCUUUAUUUUCUCUAAAUGGCAACCAUCCUAACCUUAAAUUAUUAUUAACAUACCUAAGAAGUACAUUAUUACCUCUGCAUAUCAAAGCACAUUUUUCAUGCCGUUAACAAAUGUAUUACUAGCUCUCCUAUUCCAGCAAGAAGAGCCUGAGAGGUGCAGAAAUAUAUGGACUGAAAAAAUAAAAGCAAUUAGAAACCUUC